This is a messenger RNA of Mya arenaria, 4870 nucleotides long. Its product is annotated as poly [ADP-ribose] polymerase tankyrase-1-like. Gene Ontology annotation, cellular component: cytoplasm. The record is from RefSeq and is a predicted model, not a curated record. Lineage: Eukaryota; Metazoa; Mollusca; Bivalvia; Myida; Myidae. The coding region runs from base 1856 to 3004 and encodes 382 amino acids. Gene Ontology annotation, molecular function: protein binding. The transcript has 3 exons.
AGUUAAUCAAUAACAAUUGAUAUUUUGCCUAAAUAACUUCAUUUUAUAAAAGCAUAUCCGACCUUUUCAGAUAUUUUAGCUUUAUUAUGUUGACUCAAUUUCGGACAACCUUUGCAUUCGGACUAAGACAGACAUUCAUUGUUUUUAGCUUAUGAGCACUGCAAAAUAAGGUGUUCAUGUCUAAUCUCCGAGUUGUGCAUGAGCCAGAGCUCCAGAGUAGAAUUUUCAAUGAGCUGUCAUUACUGUUUUUUUGGCACUUUCACAUUUAUAAUUAUUAUUUUUUUCCAAUUAAUUUCAAAGCCAGUCAUAGAAACUUGCAUAAAACAUAAAAAAUAACUUAUGUGGUUUAAUUCUAAACCUGCACGUAUUCAACUUGUGAACUUAAGCCACAAUAAUGUGCGUAUAAGGAAAGUUUGUUUAACAUUUGUAUAUUCAUUUUGUUCCCUAAAUGCCACAAGUCGACUAAUUCAUACCAAUGUAAAAUAUAUUCUUCAACUGUAACUCCACAAUAUUAAACACUGCUUUGUUAAAUAAAAACACAAAAGUUAUACAUACAUUAUUUUUAGCCAAUACCUUUUUUUAUUACACUGAAGUGUUUUAUGAAACACAAAAUCAGAUCGAUCUGUCAACAAGUCAUUGCCAUUUUUAAACUAUCUAGCACUGGUGCUUGUAUCUUUCCGCUCAAUAUACUGAGCACUGGGAUCUGUCAUUCUUGGCUAGUAAAACAACAAGAGGGAUAUGGACAGGUAGGGUCGCAAAACAAAAAUCAUCAAAGACUGAAACGGCUGUUUAUAUAGACUAGUAUGAAACCAAAGAUGGCGGGUAAGUGGUGUAGAUGGUGUAUGUAUAUAUAUAUAUAUAUGGCAAGAUGCAAUUUUCAUUAUGUUUGGCUAAAAUUAACUAAUAAUAAAGAUUUUAAACAUGAGUACAGUAGGUCUAAUGUUACUCAAGUUAAAACCGAGUUUACGCUGUUCCAUUUCAACAAUGUGCGCAGCAGUUUGGUGUAGCAGCAAUCCUUUAUCUCUCUUUCUACAAUAUUACGUCACUGUUUGCGAAUGAACUUAGCAAUACACAUUGGAAGAAUUAUAACAGGACUGAGGAGUUAAAAAUGAUCUGGUGUCAUAUUUUUUCCAAAUAUUCUCCAUCUACUCCACAUUCCGGCUGCCUUUGUUUAAAACGGUGUUAAAUCAAUGCGAUUAGCUUGCAGUCAUAUUUAAAAUUGUUCUCUUUUUUUGGAGCAUGUUUUUAAUUUCUUGUAUGAUUAGAAUUGUAUGUUACUCAUUAUGCACUUAAAUUAUUUAUAUCUAAUACCAGAUGCUUGAUUUUGAUUAUAAUUCAUACUGCACUUAGUUUUUGAAGCUCUUAUCUUGAUCUUUGUGUGGCACCUAAUUGCCCAUUGUCAAAAGGAUUGCAACUAAAAAUGUUAUAAAUAUUAAACAUCAUCAUUAAUACUAAUUAUAAUAGUAAAAUUAAAUUUGUAAAUUAAUAAAGCUGUAGAUUUUUAUAGAUGUGAUUCCUUUCAAAGAUUAUUGAAAUGUUCAGUUUGUCUUUCUACUUUUCUGUUUAUUAUCUUCAGAAAAACGGUCUUUUGGGUCUUUAAAUGAGUACACUAUCUACUUCAAAGAUCAAGUUACCACAACUACUUUGCAUUUAUUCAUAACAGAUACAUAUUAAACUGAAUAUUAUUUUAUACACCCUGUUAAAUGUGCUUUUCUUAGUUGACUUUAAAAGCAUUAUUUUGCUUUAUGAAUUGCAGUUUAGUUCAAUGUUUCCAGUGCAAUGUUAGACGCUGAGGAAUGUAUAGAUUGUCAAUUGCUGAGACUUCACAUAACAAUGUUGUGAUAUUGUUGACAUAAUGAGAAAGGGGAGGACCAGUAGUAUCGAGGAAUUCUACAUAUCCAUUGCCAAUGGAAAUGAAGAAGGCCUCAAGUCAUACUUGCAGAAUGGUGGGAAUCCAAACCUUAAAGACAGCUUGAAAUGCCCUCUCCUUCACAAGGCCAUAGCAGAAAAGAACUUGGAAAAGGUCAACUUACUGAUAAGCCAUGGGUGUGACCUAACAGUUAUAGAUGAGGCGCAGGCAUCUGCAGUACAUGCUGCUGUGCACGCCGGAAGUUACACUCUCCUGGAAACUCUUCUGAGGUCGGGUGCUCCAGUGAACUACGUGGAUGGUCAUCACACAACACCGCUUAUGUUAGCAGUCAUCAACCAGGAUGUUAAAGCUGUGAAUGUUUUGUUGAAGGAAGAAUUUGACUGUGAUGCUAAUAUGGAGAACUACUUCUUUCAGACAGCACUGACUCAGGCAGUUUUAUUACAGAAUGUGGAAAUCUGUGAGAUUCUGCUAAAACAUGGAGCUUCUGUGAAGUGUUUGUAUAACAAAAGUUUUAGACUUAGUGUUGCCAAAAUGAUGAGCUCCAACCUUGAGCUCUUGGAUCUAUUCCUAGCCAGGGCCCCAUCAUUGGAUCUUCACUUUCACUUAAUGGUUGCUUGUAUUUACAAGAACUAUGAUGUAGCUGAGAUUAUCUUGUCCAAGUUUGUUGAUCCUUUCCAACUUAAGGCUCUCGGCUUUAUAACGAAGCAAGAGGAACAGGAAACAUGGGACAGACUCGCUAAAGUCGUAGUGAAACCGUAUAGACUCGCAACAUGCUGCAACGUAGACAAUAAGCUUUUAAUGAUGCUGCUCAGUUUUUGUGGUACUGAACACAACCGAACUCAAAGGACUAACCAUUCCCGAAGGGCGACACUUUUGAUCCGAAGACUCGUGCAUUAUGGGCUUGUCAUACAUCCAAUGACCAGUCUAGUCACUUGUAAUCAUGACUGCAGUUGUCGACUCAGUAUAUUUAAAGCUCUACAUGACUCUGACAUGGUGACGUCAUUAAAGGGACAGUGUUGCUCAGUGAUAAGACAGAAUUUGAUAGGAACAAGAAGUAACUGUGAUAUUUCAUCUGUUGAAAAAUUGCCUUUACCAAAGCAGUUACAAAAUUUCAUUUCUAUGAAUGACUGGUAAAAAAGCAAUGCAAUUUAUGAAAUUACUGUCUUUUACUGGGUGUUUUUAUUUAACAAGUAUGCUUUACUAUAUUUCAGGUUUAAUAAGCUAAAAUAAAUAUGUAUUCAAUUACACAUUCAUAAGCUAUUAGUCAUUUUUAAGGUUGGCACCAUUGCUAUUCAAUACAUGCACUUAAAAUUAUUUAUAUUCUAAAUGAUGUGACCAUCAUGUAAUAACAUUAUUAUAUAUAUAUGUAUUUUUGAUUGAUUAUACCUCACUUAUAUUCUCUAUGUUAAAUUCCCUAUACCAGAGCGGUCAUUUCAAUAUUUUUUGAAACUGGCUGGUAAUGUUGACUGGCAAAAUAAUAUUACAAGCGCAGGAAAUACACGAGUUUGCUUUAGAUUUUUUUAAAUGGCCACCUAAAUAGUUAGAGCAGAUGCCCGCACAAUAAAUAUAAUUGCACAAUAUAACCAUUCAAAUCAUCGACUUGAGAAAUUAAAAAUAUAAAAAUAAUAAUAAUUAUUUGUCAGGGGAGAUCACUGCGUAAGGGAUUGGGUUACAGGUGACCUGAAAUUAUAUUUUAUUUCUGCUAGUUUUGGAAAUUAAAAAUGAUUAUUGUUAUAUAAAAUUUGUUAAUUUUAUUCGAUACAAUAAAAUAAUUAUCACAUUCCUGUGAGGGCACUAUUGAAAUCAUUACAAUUCUCAAGUUGACACUUUUUAAUUUUUAUAUUUAUGGAAUAUAAUGAGUGCAAUAAGUAUGCAAAUAAGUGUGACGUUACGUCAUUAAAAAUGGCCGUGCUGUGUGGCGACAUUCUAUGAUGUUAUGUGUAUUUAGCACUGUAAAUUGGCAAAUAAUGAUAAGUAUUUAUGAUAAAGAUAGAAUAUCAUAUUUAUGGUCAUCCAAUACAAAAUUUAGUUAACUCAUUUCCUAAAAUUGCAACAAAAAACCCCAUCUCACCAAGGCUUGUUUUUUUUUAUCAAUUGAGGAAACAAUAAAUUCCUUAUUAAAUGACCACACAUGUGAGAUUGUUUAUAUAUCCUAUAAUUAGUUUAUUAGAUCAAAUCUAGUACCUUUUUGACAUAUAUGAACAUUUUCAUUUAUUUGUGAAUAUUGCCCCAAAAAAUAAAUCCAAAAAGCAAUCAAACAAUUGCAAUGACCGCAGAUAUUGAUAAUUGAUAUGAUGGUAGAUUGUACGGUUUUCACCCAAUAUAGUAGUUUCUCUCUCACAUAAAUUGUAGAGCAACAUGGAAAGGUGUGUCCCACAUAGCAUUCAUGCUCUCCCUGCACCGGUCAAGAUUAGUGGUCAGCGUAUAGCACAAUCGGGAUUUCAUAGGAAUAAAUGUGUCUCAGCUGUAACAUGUCACAACCUACAAAUGGGUUUCAAUCAAACUUCAUGGACUGUUUGUCAAGAUAAUAUAUUAUUGUAAAAAUGAAAAGGUCGUUCUACCUAAUGGCCAAAUGCCACUUUUGGCUCUUAUCUACAGCAAACUAUUAAAAUUACCUACAUCUUUGUAUAAUGGCUAUCACUCUGACAAGAUCAAUUCAGGGGCAUUUGUGACAUUUUUGUGAUAGUUUUGUUUUGGAAGAAAUAAGGUAGAUGUUUUCACAUUUUUCAUGUGUCACGGUGUUGUCAGCUCAGCAGUGACCGUUUUGGGCAAAAACUUGAAACUUGGCCUUGCUUAAGUAUGUUUGAAGUAUUCACAUGAAACUUAGUACACAUACACACGUGUGUAACAAGGCCCUAACCUCUAGCUUAAAUAAUAAUCAGGUUGUGUUCCUUUAUUGACCGAAAAAAGCAUACGUGCACUGAUAUUCAACUUCAGAAAAUACACCUAGGGCCUGUUCUACAAAAAUAUAAGAAGAAUAAAUAAUUUCCGAUUAUGUGA